UCCCCAUCCCUCCCCAGCCGGCUCCUGCCGCCCGGCUCCGGCAGCUCCGGCCGAGGGGAAGGGGCCGGAUCCCGAGCAGCGGGAGCGGGGAGCGGCCGGGAAGCUCCUCACCGCGGCCCAAACUUCUCACGGCCGGCUUUCGGCUCCUUACUCAUCUCGGCUCUGGACACUGAAGAAGUCCGGGGUCCCAGACCCCCCUCCCCACCGAGAUUUCAGAGGGUUCCCGGCCAGGAAAGGAGGGACAGCAGGAGACCAUGGCUCCUUGGCCUAAGUUCCCUGAAGAGACUACCAUCCAACAACCCAUUGUAUCUGAAAAAGAUAAAGGAAGCUCCAGCAAUAAUGAUCUUUCUUCUGGAAACACAGUAGAACUUGUGCCAACUUACUCUAAUAAUGCCCUGGUUGAAGAGCCAGUGGUACAGCAAGACCCAUGGAACAUGCCUGAGAAGAGUUCUAAGAUGAAGUGGUCAGAGAGAGACACCAAAGGGAAAAUAAUUGCUGUCUUAAGAGGAUUCGGAAAAGGGAUCCUCAUCCUGAUAUUUCUCUACUUCUUUAUAUGUUCCUUGGACGUUCUCAGCAGCGCUUUCCAGCUGGUUGGAGGGAAAAUGGCUGGGGAGAUUUUCCGUGAUGGUUCCGUGUUGAGCAAUCCCAUGACUGGCUUGAUGAUCGGCAUACUGGUGACCGUCAUGGUGCAGAGUUCCAGCACAUCCACGUCUAUUGUUGUCAGCCUGGUGUCCUCUUCCUUGCUAACAGUAAAGGCAGCCAUUCCCAUUGUCAUGGGAGCCAAUAUUGGGACUUCAAUCACCAAUACUCUUGUGGCCCUCAUGCAGGCUGGAAACAGGGAUGAAUUUCAAAGGGCUUUCGCAGGAGCGACCGUCCACGAUUUCUUUAACUGGUUGUCAGUGCUGGUGCUACUGCCCUUGGAGGUGAUCACAGGCUACCUCUACCACCUCACCGAUGCCAUCGUGAAAACCUUUAAUAUCAAGAGUGGGAAAAAUGCCCCUGACCUCCUGAAAGUCAUCACAGAUCCCUUCACGAAACUCAUUGUCCGGCUGGAUAAAAAGGUCAUAAGUGAAAUUGCUACAGGAAAUGAGGCAGCCAAAAACAAGAGCCUGAUAAAGACUUGGUGUAAAACAUUAAAACAUGUGACGUUAAGCAACGUCACCGUUCCCUCACCACAAAAUUGUACCUCUCCCAGCUUCUGCUGGACCAAUGGGAACACGACCUGGACCCUCAUGAAUGUAACAUAUAAACAGAAUAUUGCAAAGUGCAAACACGCAUUUGUGGAUGUCAAUCUUUCUGAUGAGACCAUUGGAUUCAUUCUUCUGGCCCUCUCCUUGCUGGCCCUGUGCACUUGUUUGAUCCUGAUGGUCAAGUUCCUGAACUCUGUGCUCAAGGGGCAAGUUGCUACAGUGAUUAGGAAGACCAUCAAUACAGAUUUCCCCUCCCCCUUUGGCUGGCUAACGGGCUACUUCGCCAUUCUUGUUGGAAGUGGGACGACCUUUAUUGUGCAGAGCAGCUCUGUGUUCACGUCUGCCAUCACUCCUCUGGUUGGCAUCGGAGUGAUCAGCCUGGAGAGAGCGUACCCCCUGACCCUGGGCUCCAACAUCGGCACUACCACCACGGCCAUCCUGGCUGCCCUGGCCAGCCCUGGAAGCACUUUACGGAAUUCACUCCAGAUUGCCCUGUGCCAUUUCUUCUUCAAUGUCUCUGGGAUCCUUCUGUGGUACCCAGUCCCGUUCACGCGCCUGCCGAUCCGUCUCUCCAGGGGCCUGGGGAAUAUCUCAGCUAACUACCGUUGGUUCGCCAUCUUCUACCUUAUAACCGUCUUUUUCUUGACUCCACUGACCGUGUUUGGCCUCUCCCUGGCAGGGUUGCCUUUUUUGAUGGGUGUAGGGAUACCCGUCCUAGUGUUUGUGUUUGUGGUCCUGUCCAUGAAUUUGCUCCAAGCUCACUGCCCUCAAAUCCUCCCGAAGAAGCUUCAAACCUGGGACUUCCUGCCCCUGUGGAUGCACUCCCUUCAGCCCUGGGAUAGGGUAGUGUCCCUCCUGAUGAGCUACCUCCAGCUCCGGGGCCGCUGCCGCUGCAGUAAGUGCUGUGACCCAGUGGAAGAGGAGAAGGCCAUUAAAAUCCCCAUCAAGCUUCCCGAGGUGCAUGAGAACACGGCAGUCGUAGUGGAGGAGACUCGGCCCAUGUCCAAGACGCAGGAGGCCCAAGACGUAAAGAACGUCUCUAACUGCACAGCUUUAUAGUCGGACAGGGCUUGCAGAGGAGGAGAAAAGAUGGAUUAUUUCCCUUCUUUCCCCUGAAAUGUGGGAAGAGUAGGGGCAGAUGGUUAGCUAUCUAUUGGAAAAUGGAACCGUGGACAUUUGCUACCCUUAUCCUCCACCCCAGAAUCCAAAGCAUUGGCAGGUAGGGCUGGCUCAGCAUUGGCAGAAACUGUGAUCAAACCCUCGUCCUUCCCAGGGCCCCAGUUAUCCCUCACAUGAUUUCUGACUCCCUAAGAGCCCUGAGACAAGAACCACCACAGGGACUGUACAAGAUGAAUCCUGACUGGGCCAGUUACUUACUCUCUCCAGAAACACUGGGGCUACAGGACUUGAAACAUUUUUAGAAUGAAGGAAUUCUUUUUCUUAAAUAAAUAUAGUUAGACUUAUUUUUAAAAAUAAGUG
Molecule: messenger RNA, 2669 nt
Organism: Sarcophilus harrisii (Tasmanian devil)
Lineage: Eukaryota; Metazoa; Chordata; Mammalia; Dasyuromorphia; Dasyuridae
Product: sodium-dependent phosphate transport protein 2B
Exons: 13
Coding region: 255-2249 (664 amino acids)
Biological process (GO): sodium-dependent phosphate transport; intracellular phosphate ion homeostasis
Cellular component (GO): brush border; vesicle; apical plasma membrane
Molecular function (GO): sodium:phosphate symporter activity
Source: RefSeq, a predicted model, not a curated record